Messenger RNA from Phyllostomus discolor (pale spear-nosed bat), 3323 nucleotides. Its product is annotated as cadherin-related family member 3-like. Gene Ontology annotation, biological process: cell morphogenesis; homophilic cell-cell adhesion; adherens junction organization. Gene Ontology annotation, molecular function: calcium ion binding; cadherin binding. Bases 25 to 3135 code for a protein of 1036 amino acids. The record is from RefSeq and is a predicted model, not a curated record. The transcript has 24 exons. Gene Ontology annotation, cellular component: catenin complex; plasma membrane; adherens junction. NCBI's taxonomy places the organism in Eukaryota, Metazoa, Chordata, Mammalia, Chiroptera, Phyllostomidae.
UUUGUGGCAGGCAUUGCUGUGGACAUGAGGAAAGCUGGUCUAGCCAUGAACAUCUUCAGGAUUUCAUUAAUAUGCACAGUAUUUUUAUACACUGCAGCAGAAAUUCAGAUGUUAAUUAACCCAGUGAAUUUGCCUGAAAACAUGCUUCCUGGUACUCAGCUAAGUCGAGCUUAUGAUAAGGAUGUAGCUGGAAAACCAGAUGCCUAUCACUUUCUGAAUAAAACAAAGGAUUUUAUCAUCGAUGCAAGUUCUGGGAUAAUCACUUCUACCAAAAGUUUUAAUUAUGAAACUGACCCCAGAAGGUUUCUAUUGAUAGUGGAUACUGGGGGGUUCGUGAGACAUGUUUUGACCAUUAAUAUCAUUGAUGUUCCGGAACCUCCAGACUGUGCUGCUGAUCCCCAGUUUUCUUUAGGCACAGCUACCUUAGAAAUUGACGAAGACUAUCCAUUAUUUCAGCCCAUUUAUAGAGUGACAGCCACAGAUGAGGACUCUUCAAAUGGUGAUAGACUGAUGUACUCCAUUGAGACACAGUUAUCUGGACCAAAGAAAGGAGCAAAUUCUUUUGGAGUGGAUUCUGUGAGUGGCAUUGUCAGCUUGAGAGGCAACGAUACCUUGGAUUUUGAUGCUGGAUAUCAUGUUUUCCAGCUUACACUGAGAGCAACAGACACCACAGGUCUGUUUUGUCAAGGGACACUAAUUAUCAAAAUCAGAAACAUAAAUGAUGAGAAGCCACAAUUUGAGCCAUUUCCUUUAGAUACUAUUAAUGUGACUGAAAAAAAAACUGUUGGGGAAAUUAUAGCAAGAGUGAAAGCAACAGAUCAAGAUGAAGAUAGCAGCAUUACUUAUUCCUUUAAAACUCAGCAGGGAAUGUUUGGCUUGGACCCUUUCACAGGCAUAAUCACUCUUCUUCAGCCUUUGAAUCUUGACAACCCAAAUAACUCUAAAACCUACUCUCUGGAAAUUGAAGCCAGAGAUAAUGGAAAUAAUACCAGUACCUACAUGUUUACAAUUUUUGUUGAGAAUAUAGAUGAUCCAAUUAUCUGUGACUCAAGUUUUUCAAUAGCAGCAGGUGUUUCAGUGUCUGUUCCUGAAAAUGUUCCUGCAUCUGCUUUUAUAUAUAUGAUUCUUGCAAGAGAUCCAGAUCCAGGACAAGAAGUUGAAUUUUUAGUAUUAAAGUCUUCAGUUAAGGCCACUGCCUACUUUACUUUGGAUUCAUACAGUGGUGUUAUUUCUAAAACCACAGAACCUCCUUUGGACUAUGAAAUAAAUCCUAAGCAUUUUCAGAUUGUGGUGGCUGUGAGAAACAGAGGGAAUCUGUCUCUGGAGUCCUGCACUGGCACCAUCACUAUAAAUAUCAGAAACGUUAAUGAUGAGAGUCCUGUUUUUAGAUACAUACCAGAUGCACCUAUAAAUAUUUAUGAAAAUCUGCCUGUUGGAACAAAGCUAGUCAAGUUGACAGCAACUGAUAGAGACAUAGGAGACUCGGUACAUUAUGAAUUUAUAGGUACACAAAAAGAGUUUUCAAUAAAUGAAGAUUCAGGAGAGGUCACAAUUGCCUAUCCAUUGGAUUAUGAAAAUGCAGCCACCCCACAUUCUUGGGUAUUAUAUUUUAGAGCUUAUGACAAUGGAAGAGUGCAUUCUACAACUGGAACGCUCACAGUGAUUCUGCAAGAUGUUAAUGACAAUCCACCUAAAUGCAUUCAGGAUAUUUACAUAAUUGAGCUUCCUGAAAACACCCCAGCAGACACUCUUUUAGUCUCUCUAACUUGUACAGAUAAAGAUGGAACUGUUUCGAAUAACAAUAUCACUUAUCAUUUAAUUAUAGAUGCUUUUGCAAAAGAAACUUUUACCCUAGUGAACAAUAAACUGAAAAUUGGUCCUACACAUCUAGAUUAUGAUAAUGCUAUUUUUGCAGGAAUGCACUUCAAGUACAUAUUGUUUGUGAGAGUUUCUGAUGAAGGAAGCCCUGUAUUAUCAACAAUUAUUACAAUCAUCAUAAGGGUGAGUCGCAUAAAUGAAUUUGAUCCAAUUGGACUAACAUCGGCAUUUACCUUCAAUAUACAAGAAAAUAGUCCAGCUGAUACCCUAGUUGGAAAAAUUACAUUUACAGAUGCAGACUGGCCAUUUAAUAAUAUAAAAUACACCAUUGUUGGGGGCAUUUUAGGAUCACCUCCCAAAUUUUACAUUGAACCAGACACAGGAGUGAUAAAGCUAUUGGAUUCACCAGACAGGGAAAUUGAAUCACAGUACAAGAUACUUGUGAGAAUAACAGAUUUGGACAAUGAUGCUGUUCCCGACCCCCUCAGACAGAGAAGUGGGACUGCUCAGGUGACUGUCAAUGUUCUGAAUAUGAAUGAUGAGCCUCCUGUAUGCAAUCCACCACAUUUGGAAACUCAGAUUUAUUCCAGUAUUAAGUUUCCUUUUAUUCAGCUCAAUUGUUCAGACAAAGAUUCUCCACAGGAGCAGCUGAGCUAUUCAAUUGUAGGAGGAAAUACAAAUAAUCAGUUCACACUUUGGAGACUAGGUGUUGAUCCUCCUGCUCUGACCACCACUCAGAAUUUGCAGUAUGAUGCAUUUCAAGGGAUUCAGGACCCUCUGACUUUCCAGCUACUUAUUGAAGUUACUGAUGAAUUAGGUGGGAACAAAGCUAGUCAGCUGUCAGCCACCAUAACAGCCAUAGUUCAUGUGUUUCCUUGGACCACAACACAGCCAACUUCUUCCACAGAAACAACUACAACUACAAUCACGACUUCUGUCUUAAUAAAGAUUUCUUAUUAUUGGAGCCCUGAUAAUUGGAUUCCUGCAGUGUUAACUCUCACUGGAGUCCUUUUUGUGAUGUGUCUCUAUGCUGUUGCAUGGUGCCUCUUCAAAGAUGCUCCUUCCUGUUCUAGGUUCUUUCCCCACUGCCACGAGCACCAGCGGAACCCACCAACUCUUACUGCCAAAGAGCCUGGGCAGGGACCAAGGCAUGGAAACUUUCUGAAUAGUGACCAAAAACCAAACACAAAGCCAAACUUGCUGCAUGGAAAUCAUCAGCCAUCAAGAGUUUAUGAUGGACGUGCAAUUGACCCUGUGACAGGAAUGGAAUAUCUAUUCAACAGUCAGACUGGUGAAGUCAAGAUGUUGAGUAGUUAAGAAAAGAAAGUGAUUCUGGAGGAAGACAUUUGACUUUAACCAGAAUAAAGGUCACCAUAUCUUCAUGUCACUUACUAUAUCUGAAAAGGUCUUUUACAAAUACAGCUUUUAACAAUAAAACAGUACCAUCUUCUUUUUUUUUCAGAAUAAAAGGAUACUUUCGUGUAACCUGUCACAUAUUUUCUUUU